Prorocentrum cordatum is the source of this 5630-nucleotide messenger RNA. Lineage: Eukaryota; Dinophyceae; Prorocentrales; Prorocentraceae. The record is from the annotation of a GenBank genome assembly.
GUCGCGGCAGAGGCGCUGGCGCUGGAGCAGGAGCGCCAGCAGCCCUGGGCGGCCCCGUGGUGCCGGGUCUGAUCCCAGGGAUCCCCGGGGUGGGAGCCCUCGUGGGACCACCCGCUCACGCUGGGGGUGGAGGCGGCCACGCCGUGGCAGGGCAGGCCGCCCACGCGGUGCCAGCCGCCGCCGCGCCUGUGCCCGUGGGCUGGCAGGCAGGCAUGCCCGCGGCGGGCGGGGCGCUGCCGCAGUUCGGAGCAGCGUUCGCCCAGCCAGCGGUGGCGGGGGUCGCGGCGGCGGCGCAGCAGGCUGGACCCUGGGUAUACGUGCCCAUGGCGCCCCAGGCCGUGACCCACGGCCUCCUGGGACUGAGCGCCGGCUGCCGCGUCGAGCUGGUGAUGUACGAUGCUGCCUGUCAGCCAAGCGGGACGACGACGAUGACCGUGACAGGGCUGUAUCCGCCUGACGCGGCAGGAGAGUUCGUGGAGUGCACAGUGGAGAGCAGCAGCGACCCUCUCUACCUGCCGAUCCUGCAGGGCAUCUUCGCGAUGGGAAGCAGCGUGGUGCACCUCUGCACCCAGGGCGUGGCGACUUGCUGUCGCACGACCGCUUGGCCAGGGCGCAACGUGGUGCACUCGGACACGUUGCGCGUGCUGGGGGCGGCCGGGCCUGGAGGCGGUGCCGCUGAUGGCGCUGGAGCCACCCCGCCUGGCGCCCUCCCUGCAGGCGGUGCGCCGCCCGCCGCUGACGCUGGACCCGUGGUGCCGGGCAAGAACGCAGGUGGAGCUCCCAAGGGCUCAGGCGGUGCCGACGGUGAGGACGUGGAUGGCAGGACGGCCGAGGAGAUGAGGAAGAUCGUCAAGAGGCUGAAGGAGAAGCUUCAGAGGAAGCGCUCCAUGGGCGAGGCGCUGGCCGAGCGCGCCGAGGCUGCGCUGGAGGGCCGCCGCAGCCGCAAGAAGCAGAAGAACAGGGACAAGGAUAGCUCCGACAGUGCGAGUUUUGAUGAGGCCCCGACCGCUGGUUCCGGCCGCCGAGUGCAGAAGCUGGCCCGCUCCGACCCCGGGGCGCUCAUGGCGGCGGGUCUGAAGCAGAUCCGAGAGUACUUGGCGCAGCGGGGCGGGGCCGACAACGAUGAUGAGCUGGAUAGGAUGGCGUCCAACGUGGUGCAGUAUAUCACGAGCGUGUGGCACGGCAUGCACCCUCAGAACGAGAUGGGGGUGCGGAAUGUGCGCGAGAUGAGGAUGAUCGGGGAGUGCCUGGACGCCCUCACGAGGGGCGAUCUGCCGCAGCUGGGCGACAUGCUCAUGCAGAGGCUGAAGGCCAUCGAGCAGGCCACCAAGGACGGGCACUGGAAGAUAGCCGAGCACCUCGAGCUGAUCGACUCCACCGACAUCGGGCUGGCCAGCAGCGCCGAGGCGUCGGCGGCCGUGGCAUCCUACUCGGAGGGUGCGAAGUUGAAGGAGCGCCUCACUCGAGCGGGCAGUGAAGAGAGCGUCGCCGAGCCCGGCAGCCGGGACAGGUUCGCGGACGACGUGACCGCGGAGGCGAAGGCUGGCAACAAGGGCAAGCCGAAGGGCGACAAAGGGCAGCACCGCGGGGCGCCACCUUGGCGCUCGUGGAACCCGAAGGGCAAGGGCGGCACGAAGGGUCAGGCCCGUGGCAAGGGCAAGGCGUGUGACUGCACGUCCGACGGCAGCUGGGAGUCCGAGAUCACCUUCUCCUCGUACCUUGAGGAUGAGUGCAACGGCGCCGCUCAUGGCGCAGUCUCGGACGAGCCGUCCACGCGAAUUCACGACUUUCCUUACUUGAACCCGACGCGUGCCGCCAGUGAGCUGGGCAGUCUCUGUGGAGCUCCAGUUCGUGUUGUGGGACGCCGUCUAGCUGACCUCAGUACUUCUUCGCCCGCGUCGAGCGGGGCACUUGGCAAUUUUGAUGCGAAAUCGUACGAUGAUAUCCUCUCACCACUGACCGCAGGGAACGGACGGCGUGACCUGCUGCCGUUGCCCUGCGUCGAUCUGACGAUCGAGGAGUUGAGCAUGAACGGCGUUGUGUUCGGCGAAUCGGAGCCAGUCGAUCCCUCCUUCGAGGACGACCUGAGCGGCUGGCUGAAGCUCACUGUCCUGAGCCUGAAUGUAAGGCACGGGCCCGCCAGCGCGGUGCAGCUGAAGGCCCUGAGGUUGCUGGCCAGGAGUGUGGGCACGUUCCUAUGCCAGUGCGAGGGCUCCGUGGCGAACCUCGACUGGACCCAGGAGCUGAAGUCGUCGGCAGUGAGCUACACGGGCAUGGAGGUGUACCCAGCCGAGCAGCUAGACCGCGAGCGCCUCUUGCUCGCCCUGCCGUCGAAGGAGGCUUGCGGCUCGGUAUUGGCGACCGAGGUGAGCGAAGGCUGGAUCAGGAGCGUGCUGGAGCACCCGGAGUGGGUGAUGAAGAGCCCCGCGGAGCUGGGCGAGAUGCCCAAGACCCCGCGCGUCUGGGCCGAGGAUGACGAGUGGGAGCUCAUCGCGGCCGAGCUCGUGAACAGGGGCAUCCUCGUCCCGAUCGAGGCCGACGAGAUCGUGAAGGUCAAGGGCCGUCGCGUGCUGGGCGGCCUCUUUGGUGUACGAAAGUCGGGACACGUCAAAGGCUCGGGGCCGCAGCGGCUAGUGAUGAACAUCAUCCCGAGCAACUGGUUGCAGGAGACGGUCCAGGGGGACAUGGGUCUCCUCCCGACGACAGACAAGUGGAAGAGCAUCAUCCUGAGGAGCGGCGAGGUGAUGAUGAGCUCGUCGGAGGACCUCAAGUGCUGCUUCUACGUGUACCGGUUGCCCGCGGUGUGGCACAAGUACAUGGCGCUCUCCAAGAAGGUGAGCAGGUCCUGCCUCGGUCUUGACGGGACCGGCGAGGUGCACGCGGCCGCGGCCGUGAUCCCAAUGGGCUGGGUGUCGGCGACAGGCAUCAUCCAGCACAUCCACCGGCGGCUGCUUCGUGAGUGGCUGGAGGGAGUGCCUCCGCUGCCUGAGGACCGUGAAUUGCGGCGCGACCUUCCUCUGCCUCCACAUCGUGAGAGAGGCUCGGUGGUCUCUCAGGGCGAGGCGAGGCUGCCGGUGCGAGGCGAGCUGGGCCGAUCCUACAGCGACGAGCGCCCACAGGUGUACAUCGGUCGCACAGGGCAGCGGUAUGGCUUCUCCCCAUCCAAGUGGGCGAACCCCUUCAAGGUGUCAAAGAUGAUGCCGAGGAGCGAGGCCAUCGCGAAUUACGAGAGCCACCUGCGCGACUCGCCCGAUCUGCUGGCUUGCUUGCCCGAGCUCUCGGGCCGUCGCCUCCUGUGCCACUGCAGGCGAGGGCAGCGCUGCCACGGGGACGUGCUGGUCAAGAUGUGGGCGGAGACGGUGCCGAAGGCGACGAGAGGAGAUGACACGCUCAUACCGGAGGGUGCUGGUACGGCCUGCUGGGUGGUGUGGCAGGUGUACAUCGACAACCUUGACGUGCUGGAGGUGGUGCAGCUGGCUUGCGAGAGGUACGCGCAGCGGGGGGUGCCCAGGAGCGAGGAUAAGGCAGUGUGCCGUGAGCCUGUCAGUCAAGUUUUGGGUGAGCUCAUUGACGGCACGAGGGGCGUGAUCAGCCCGCCCCUGGAGUUCGUGUACCGUCUGCUGGGCCUCACCUUCGCCACGCUGGAUCGGAAUGUGCUGACUCAGACUUGGCUGCAGGUGGUGGCGGGCCGCUGGGUGCGAGCGAUGAUGUUCAGGCGUGAGACGAUGUCCGUGUUCGACGACCUGUGGCGUGCCGUGGUGCGCUGGAGAGGCGAGCGCAGGCUGCCCGCUCCCGUUCAGAGGGAGCUGCUGCUGGCCGUGGGGCUCCUGCCGCUCAUGAGGUGCGACCUCAGGACGCCCGUGAGCGGGCUCGUGACCGUGUCCGACGCCAGCAUGCGCAAGGGGGCGGUAUGCCGGGCUGUGCGCCUGCUCCCACACGGCGUUGAGGCAGCCAAGGCUUCUCGCAGGCGCCAGGUGGGGCGGCUGCAGGACGAGGGCGUGCUGCUGUCGCUCUUCGACGGGAUCGGAGGUGGAAGACGGGCCCUCGACAUGCUGGGGCUGAGCGUGGCCGCGUAUGCUGCGUCGGAGACGGACCCAGAGGCCUGCCGCGUGGCGAAGUACGCGUGGCCGGACGUGGUGGAGCUGGGCGACGUCACGAAGCUGAGCGCGCAGGACAUCGCCAAGAUCCGAGACAGGGCCCCUCAUGUGCGCUGGGUCCUCCUGUUUGCUGGAGCUCCCUGCGUGGACCUCACCAGGCUGAGCGUCGACAGGCGAGGGCUGUCAGGAGCGAGGUCGGGCCUUUUCUACGAGAUCAAGCGGGUGAAGUCGCUGGUGAAGGAGGUGUUCCCCGUGGAGGUCGAGGUGUUCGACUUGAUCGAGAAUGUGUCCUCCAUGACGGCCGAGGAUCGCGACACGAUGUCAGAGCACAUGGGGCUGGCCCCGGUGAUGAUCGAUGCCGCCGACAUCUCACACGUUCGCCGAGAGAGGCUCUACUGGUGUGACACCGACCUCAUGACGCCGUGGCAGGGCGAAGUCUGUGUGAAAAGUGAGGUGGUGAAAGUGACGAUCCCUGGAGGUCCAGGCCCGCUGGGCCGCUGGCUGCGCCCUGGGCGAGAGUGGUCAGGAGCCGAGGUUCCUGAGCAGCGUCUGCCCACCUUCGCGAGGUGCAUCCCGCGCGGGCGUGCCGGCGACAAGCCAAAGGGCCUGCGCCAGUGCAGCGAGGCCGAGCUGGAGCGUUGGCGGAGGCACGACUUCUGCUAUGCGCCGUACCAGUUUCGAGAUCCUCACUGUCUGCGAUGGCAAGGAGGUGCGCUGGAGCCUGCGGAUUCCUUUGAGAGAGAGAUGUUGAUGGACUUCCCACCUGGGCACACGGCGACAGCGCGGGCCACGCGGUUCCGCAAGCUGGCUGAGCUCGAGGUGGUACGUUGCGCCCUGCUGGGCAACUCGUUCCAGUGCGGCGUGGUGGCAUGGAUAGUGGCGCACUGGGCUCACCGACACGGCUACCUGGACUCGGUCCCCACGAUGGCGGAGGCGCGCGCGGUCGGAGGCGCCUUCGACGCUGCCGAGGGCCUGGUGCAGGUAGCCAAGGAGGGCGACGACAGCGGGGUGGUGAUCAGGGACCGUGGCCUUGAAGAGGCCGAGGCGCAGGCGGACCCGAGCAUCCAGAUCGUGGAGGAGCUGAUCCGGCGAGCUGAGGUGAGGGGCUCGGACGUGCGCCUCGACACGCUGGAGGUCAUGCGCCCUGACUUGUGGCCACGCCGCCCGAUCAGCGUGAGCCGCUGGACGUGGAAGACAGUGCUGGUCUGGAAGUGGAGGUGGAAGAGCCACAUCACGGCGCUGGAAGUGCUGAGCACGCUGGCAGGCCUUCGCUGGCGCUUCAGAGUGGGCCAUCACCUUGGCACGAGGUUCGCUCAUCUGAUGGAUUCGCAGGUUGGACUUGGUGUGAUAUCGCGGGGGCGCUCCUCCUCGCAUCUGCUCAACGCAGCCGUCAAGAGGAUCUCAGCUCUGGUCCUGGCGGCGUCGGCAAGACCGAUCUACGGGUACACCGAGACCGACAAGAACCCAGCCGACGACCCUUCGAGGGAAGGCGGCAUGUCAGGUGACAGCAAUGCCAAGGAAGCGUCGCAUUGA